Messenger RNA from Fulvia fulva, 4248 nucleotides. RefSeq lists its product as uncharacterized. Bases 1 to 4248 code for a protein of 1415 amino acids. Gene Ontology annotation, molecular function: protein binding. NCBI's taxonomy places the organism in Eukaryota, Fungi, Ascomycota, Dothideomycetes, Mycosphaerellales, Mycosphaerellaceae. Gene Ontology annotation, cellular component: P-body. The transcript is spliced from 2 exons. Gene Ontology annotation, biological process: deadenylation-independent decapping of nuclear-transcribed mRNA. The record is from RefSeq and is a predicted model, not a curated record.
AUGGCCGACCUCGCCGAAUUAUUCGCCCGCGUCAAGGCACAGUCCGCCGACGGACAGCAGCAGCAGCAAGCGCAGCCUUCACUUUGGGCCGCACAACAGCAGCAGCAGCAGUACCAGCAGCCGAACAUCUCGUCGCCCAUCUUCUCACCGCCCGUGCAAACACCAAACCCACGUCAAUCGAGCGACAUCCUCAGUCCAGCACAACCAGCUUCGUCCGCCGGCACACCAGGUCAUGGCCAAGCUCCAGAUCUGAACCGCACCAACAACCUUCUGAACUUGCUGAAGUUUAACGGUCAAUCAGGCCAGCAACAAGGCCAAGCAGGCCCAAUGGCAGAUCUACAGAAUGUGGGAGGCAACCGCCCGACUUCGAUGAACGCGGUACCCAGCGUCGCCUCUCGCAGCAGCAGCUACCACGGCCACCAACGUCCGCUAUCAGCUGCCGACUUGGUAUCGAGUCUCCAACGCCACACGUCUGUUCAGCAACCGUCGCCACUCGCAGCUGGCGGCGCAGAGAGGCCAGAGGCGCAGAGAACUGCAAGUGGCAGCCCACAGGACUUUUUGCUGAAUCUUCUCAAGAAGCCGAACUCACAGGCUGCAGCUGCAGCACCAAUCAACGAGCUCGCACCCGCAGAAGUGAAGCAAGAGUCGGACAUCGAGGCAUUGACACAGAACAUGGCACAGACAACCGUGGAGUCACCCUCGCAGCCCCGCUCUCAGCGCGGCUCUACUCCAGUGCGUCAGUUCGGUAGCCCAGCCGCCGCCAGCUCGCCGUUCGAAGCACCACAGCCGUCAAAGGCUUCAAUGUUCAACUACCGCAACCCCUUCGAUGAGCUCCAUUCCUCCUCGCCACUCAACCGCGACCGCACACCGCAGCCCGAGCAACAGGUACAGGCUGUACAUGCUGUGCAGCCCAAGAAGAUCGAGAUCCUCAAGCACAACCGCGAUACAUCAUCGAAUAACAAUGGUGACUCCGCAGCACCAGCUUCAAAGAGCAGGAAAUUGGAAUCAGAGGGCACCGCUUCGGCAGCCGCUGCGGAUAAGCCACUCCAGAGUGUUUCGGAAGCUCUCGAGGGCGUUGGUGAGCAGGUCGAUAAGCAGGUCGAGCAGGCUCUGGCACAGGCCGGCAAGAAAGUCACUUCUCGCAAGGCGGUCCCAACAGCAGGCGAUGCUACCAACGACGAGCAUGAAGUGAAGAAAGAGAAUCCUACAAGCGACGGCGUUGACUCUAGUUGGGAGAGCGCCGAAGAUGAUAGGCAAGAAUCAUCAGUGGAGGUCUACAACUUCCCCAUGAAGCCCUUUGUCUCGCUGCAAAUCAAGGCUGCCAAGCCAGCGCGAUCAGUACGCCAGGACAACUUUAUGGUCAUCGCCCAGCUGAAGAAGGAAUUUGAUCAAAUCGACCGCUGCCUCGUCACCGCCAGCCAGACGCAUAUAGUGUAUGCUCAGGUCGCGACGAAGAAGGACAACGGCGGUUUCCGCAUCAUUCGACAGGAUACUGGCGAUCACAAGCAGGUCUUCCGCUCGAGUGGCGAGCGCAUCUUCCACGUACAGCUGUGCUCAUCUCCAACAAGUGGCAGCGACGUCGAGAAUGUGCUCGGAACAGGCGUCAACGGAUCUGUAUUCUGGACCACGCUCGGCAAGACUCGUGGUGAUCUGUUCGCCGACGACGACGUUGAAGGCCAGGGCUUUGUUCUCCCACCCGUCCACACAGCAGAAGAAAACACCUCGGGCUCGCCGGUGAAGACUCGAGCCAAGAUGAGCUCACGUCAUCCAGACUACUUCGCUGUUGCCCGAGGCAAGCAGAUCUACAUUGUGUCUCCAGAUGCGGCCAAGGAUCAAGUAUAUGCUUCCAAGGACCGCAAGGUUGACAGCGAGAAGUUCUUCAACGACCAUUGCCCCAAGAUCAACACAGGGAAAGCGGGCAAGGACUUCUGCUUCAGUGAGGAUGAUUCCGUCAUUGUCAGCCUCGAUAAGAACGGGCGAUUCAAGUUUUGGGACAUCCGCGACCUGACAGCACGCGCUACCAGUACGACAGAGGACAAGCGCGGCGGGAUUGAGCUCAAAGAACCCUUGUGGACAAUGAACGCGGCGGCUUCUGGCAGCAAGCCUGAUGAGAAGCCUUCCGUCUCGUCCAUCAUGUUCUUGGACAAGGAGAGGCCAGUCGCCAAGGGUGCCGCUCUGCGUUACAUGAUCAUCGGCUUCAAGCAAAACCACAUCCUGCAACUGUGGGAUCUUGGUCUUGGUAAAGCCGUGCAAGAGAUUCGCUUCCCGCACGAGAAGGACAGUGACGGUAUCUGCAGCAUCAGCUAUCACCCAAAGACCGGUAUUGUUGCUGUCGGCCAUCCUACUAGAAACAGCGUCUACUUUGUUCACCUCAGCGCGCCCAAGUACAACAUCCCGUCAAUGGAGCAGGCCAAAUACAUCAGCAUGUUGUCUCGCAACGACCCGGGUCUUCCAAAGCCUGAGAGCACAGCCAUUAUGAGUGGACUUAGAGAGUUCUCUUUUGCAAGGGUUGGGCAACUCAGGUCCGUUGACAUGCUGAGGACGCCGGUGGAGAACGCCAGCGAACGCGGCACUGCCGAGGAGACCCUCUUCGAAUUGUACACUAUGCACUCGAAGGGCGUGGUUGGUAUCAGUAUCAAGCGCGAGGACCUCGGCUGGGAUGCACAGAGCAAGGUCAUCAAUGGCAAGGAUGGCCUGAAAGAGGGCGCUAUCGAAGUGCUCGAGCUUCAACAACCGCACAAGCUACCAGUUUCGACCACGCAGUCAAGCAACGGUGAUAACACACCCAAGUCGACUUCGAAGCCAGCGUCCGUCAAGAAAGAGCCGCAGCCGCAGCCGACGUCAUCAAAGUCAGAGAUCAAGAAGGAGCGCGUGCACUCACCAGCACCACCGCCGAACGGCCUUCCUCGAAUGGCAUCGCCAGAGCCACCGAACAGACCCUUGCCACAAGUCCCUGCCAACCCACCGCUCGUUACACCGGAAUCGUACUCUCAGACAGCGCAGCGUGCGAAGUCUCCUGCCAAGCCACCCAUCGAAGACGCUGCAGAAGCCGCUAAGACGAUGAUCGUUUCGCCUCGCGGUAGUCAACCAUCUCUUGCAGCUGCAGCGAACGCCGACCCGGCCGAGCUUCAGUCGAUGCUUGAUCGUCAGUUCGGGUCUCUGUACCAACGCAUUGAGUCCGACAAGCGCGUCAUCGAUGCUGCCUCGUCAGCUAAGCAGGACGCACUCCUACGCCUGGUUGAAUCCGCUCUGACCGAGAACGUGGACAGAAGUCUGACCAACAUAAUCGCCACCCGUAUCGAGCAGGAUGUCAUCCCCGCCCUGACCGAUGUCACCAGUAAGGUGGUCGACCGCAAGAUUGCGGAAUCAUUGCCACAGCAGCUGAACACAAGUGUCGCUGCUGCGAUGAAGUCGACACUCUCAGGCACACUCCAGAAGGCUCUGCAGGACAAGGACGUGCAUCGCACCAUUUGUGACAUCACUGCCAACGCCGUGGCUACCAAGGUACAGCAGCAAGUUUCCACCAUGUUAGCACAGCACCUGCCAAACAUGGCCACGCAGGCAUCGCAGAAGAUGAUCUCUGAUCUCGAGAAGCGCAUGGCCCAACAGCAAGUCUCGGCCGAGAAGCAGCGUCAACAAGACAACGCGAAGAUUGAAGAAUUGUCAAGCAUUGUGCGUAGUCUGUCCACGACCAUGCAGAACAUGGCUACCAGCCAGUCUGCCUUCCAGGAACAGAUUUUGAAGAUGCAGCGCGAGAACAAGUCGGAUGCUCAGUCACACAAGUCGAGUCCGUCUGCGGACGUGCCUGAUCCACAGAAGGAGGCCGAGGACGCUGAAAUCGCCGACAUGACACAGAAGCUGAUUGAUGGCAAAUACGAAGAGGCAACUAUCCAGUGGAUCUCGUCUGACAGACAGGCCGAGAUUUUCGACAAGCUCUUCGUUCGCGUCAACCCAAGCUAUCUGCAGUCAGUGCCGCCACUCGUCAUGUUGACAGUAUCCGCGGCCAUCACUUCUAGCUUCGACACUCUUGUCAGCGACCGCCUUGAGUGGCUCAGCCGUGUCCUGGGCUCCAUCGACAUGACAGACGCAGACAUUAGGGAUGUCGCGCCUAAGAUCAUGGACGUGCUGUCACAGCGCCUCCAGGGUGCAUACAUGUCGAUUUCGGAGAACACUCCCAACGAUCCCGCGCUUCGAACCAUCUCCCACCUCAAUAAGCAGGUUAAUGAGAUUCGACGUCUCGCGCAGUGA